Messenger RNA from Colletotrichum siamense, 702 nucleotides. RefSeq lists its product as uncharacterized. NCBI's taxonomy places the organism in Eukaryota, Fungi, Ascomycota, Sordariomycetes, Glomerellales, Glomerellaceae. The coding region runs from base 1 to 702 and encodes 233 amino acids. The record is from RefSeq and is a predicted model, not a curated record. The transcript has a single exon.
AUGGCGCUUUGCAUUCUGGAGUCGCCACAGGGGAAACAGAGCCUCGUCGCCCUCGCCAAUCAACUAGUCGCAUUGCGCAACGCCAAGAAAAAGCCUCAGAAACAUCUCUACACAGGCUCUCCCGAGGACAUGCACAUGGCUAUCAAUCUGUUCUUGCAGAAGAUCAGAUCAAGCUUUCCAUUUGUGUUCUUGACUCUUUUUGACGGCGAGGGCGUAACGACUAAGGAGGAGGGAGAAUGGGGAGAUAACCUUCAGAACUACGAGCCUCAAAGGGCAGUCUGGUUGGCAUUGCACAGCCACAUAAUCGACAACAUGCUGUUCGCCCGCCAGCAAUCGAAAGAGGUUGCGGGGCACAGCUAUGCGUUGUUCAAGUUUCAGAUGGUGAUCACCGUCGCUCACGAAAUAUGUCACAUGUUGACCAAUUUCUUGACCGAUGCAGAUCGGCCCCAUACCCCACCUGGCCUGAAGGUGGCAGGUUACGGGAAUAGGAUGACUGGUGAAUCUGGCCGGUGGUGGGAAGUACAGAUGUUUGGGGGUCUCGUCGAAUUUUAUGAAAAUCAGAGAGACCCUUUGGGGGCUCGGCAAGCUGGAGUACCCUACUUGAUGACGAACGGCAACCCCAAGUCCCCAGCAAGGCAGCUAUCCACCAACUAUGUCCUCGACUUUGUGAACGGCAGUACGUUAUUUAUUCCACCAACUUAG